AUGCUGUGGUUAUCCUUCAUCCCCAUAGCUCCCCGACUCUUUCUGAUCUUCUUCCGCUACUGCCAACCUGCCAUCGUCAGCGAGGUCAUCCGGUACAUAAAGAACCCAUCUGGGCAAGACUCACAACGGGGGCAUGCUAUCGUCUUUGUAUCUGCUAUCGUCUAUAUCGGUCUAGUGGUAAGCAAGGUGGAAUACCAGCGCUCCAUCGACCAGCUACGCAUCGCCACGAAGGGGGUCAUCGUGGGACUCGUCAACAACAAGUCUCUAUCCCAGCCUUCGAACGCGUAUGAAUAUGGGAGAGCCGUGUCCCUACUGAGCACUGAUUCCGACGGCAUCGUCCAGAGCGCAAGGAUCUUCCAUGAGACGUGGGCUCAGAUCAUCGAGGUGACGAUCGGUAUGGUCAUGUUGGCCCGCCUAGUCGGAUGGGUUUGUCCUGUACCGCUUGUCGUUAUCUUCUGCUGCUCUCAGACGAGUCGCUAUCUUGCCAAGAACCUGCAAGCACGGCAAGAGGCUUGGAAUAUGGGUACCCAGCAACGCCUCGCGACGACGACGUCCAUGCUCAGCUCUCUGAAGAGUGUGAAGAUGCUGGGUCUCAGCGACUAUAUAGAGUCGCUUGUAUCCUCUCUGAGGAAAGAUGAGCUGUACAUGGCCGAACGGAUUCGCCGGAUGAUGGUUGCCCACAACGCAAGCGCCAAUGCUUCGGUAAUAUUCUCUCCUAUCCUCACGAUCAUAAUAUACGCCCUCGUUUCCCGCUGGAGGGGAUCGACUCUCGAUGUCGAGACGGCUUUCACGGCGACCGCCCUCCUUGGGCUGGUGACACACUCGGCAAGCAUGAUCAUGGCUAUGGUCCCGCAGGCAUCAGGGUCUCUGGCUGCCUUUGAGCGUGUCAGACAGUACCUAUCACAGCCAGACAAGCUAGAUCAGAGAUCGGUGUCCAAUGGUCCGAAUUCUCCCGACAUCACCCUUGAAAAUGUCUCUGUGCUGCCGUCCCCGUCAGUGAGCCCCAUCCUUUCUGGUGUCAGCCUAACCGUUACCAAGGGCUCCAUAAUCGUCUGCUCUGGGCCGGAAGGCAGCGGAAAGUCGUGUCUGGCCAAAGCCAUUCUUGGAGAGGCCCCCAUCAGCAACGGAGCGAUAGCCGUGUCUACCAGACGGAUUGGGUACUGCCAGCAGUCCCCUUGGCUGCCAAACCAGACAUUGAAGCAGGCUAUAUGUGGUUUCUAUUCAGAGGAUACAUUGGGGUAUAGAGAGGUUGUUAGACUGUGCUGUCUUGAUCAAGAUAUUCUGUCCCUGCCCGACGCAGACGAGACAAUGAUUGGCAGCGGCGGGUCAAACCUUUCUGGGGGACAAAGACAGCGUGUAGCGCUUGCCCGUGCCUUGUAUUCCCGCACCGGUAUCGUCCUUCUGGAUGACUGUUUCAGUGCGCUCGAUGGUACUACUGAAGGGCGCAUCAUCGAAAACCUCUUCGGCCCGAGUGGAUACUUUAAGAAGCAAGGCAUCACCGUUCUACUCUUCACACGCUCUGCUUCACAUUUUGCUCUUUCGGAUUGGCUCGUCAUCCUGGGCAACGGCUCUAUUACCUACCAAGGAACGUAUGACGAUCUGAGGGAAAAGCCUGAUCACGCACCAGAGAUUGAUAGGAAAGAGACAUCCGAAGGCCAGGGAGUUCGUGUAGACGAGAAUGUCCAGAUACAAGGCUUGACGCUGACCGAGGCUACAUUCGACUGCGAUACAAGAGCAACGGGGGAUCCAUCACUCUACGGUAAGGGCUCAGCCUGCGGCGACGCAGAUCCGCAUUGCACCAACGUCGGGAACCAAGCUACACUCCCUGCUCCGUCAGCUUACUUCUCUGGUACUGGUGCUGGUGUCAUACUCAACCGUCAGGAUAUCCAGCUCGUCGACAGACAGCUGCCAGCUGCCAUACUGUCCAUCUGCAACCAGACCUUCGAGCUCAUGGUACAAACCACCCUGCUCUUCAGUGCGCAAAACUUACUCGCAGCUACACUGCCGCUUUGCGUUGCAGCAGUGUACUUCGUCCAGAAGAUCGAGGGCAUUGCCACAAUCCGCGCAUUUGGCUGGGAAGAACAGGUAGAGCAGCUGAACACCUAUUACCUUGAUAGGGCCCAGAAACCGACCUACACACUCUUCUGCCUCCAACAAUGGCUUGGUGUCGUGCUGGACCUCAUUGUCGCGGCCAUCGUGAUCGGUCUCAUCAGCCUUGCUGUUCUGUCGGGAACGACAGCCGGACAGAUCGGGAUGGCGCUGAACAUUGUCCUUGUCGCCAAUACGACUCUGUCGGGUCUAGUGACAUCCUGGAUGAAUAUGGAGAUGUCUCUCGGAGCAAUCUCUCGUAUAAAGACAUUCGAAUCAGAUACCCCGAAGGAGGAAAUGCCGCUCGAACAUCAUGAGCCUGGCACGGAUUGGCCCUCGGUGGGGGCUGUCGAGUUGGUGGAUGUCGCGGUAGCGCAUGGCCCCGACUCACAUGCCCUCCAGGACAUCACCAUGACGAUACCCGCAGGAGGACGGCUGACUGUGUGUGAUGGCACCGGAAGUGGAAAGAGCACCCUGAUGUUGACCCUCCUACGUCUUCUGGACCUCCAGUCUGGAAGCAUCAGAGUGGAUGGAAUCGACCUGAGUCUAGUUCCACGAUCUUUGGUUCGCCAGAGGUGCUUCAUCACGGUGCUACAAGACCCCUUUAUCCUUGACCAAGUCAGUCUUCGCUUCAACCUCGAUCCCUCUGGGACCCAUCCGGAGAAAGCAAUCAUCCUGGCCCUCGAGAAAGCCACACUCUGGUCUCAUUUCAUCUCGGACCAACCUGUCCCUGACUCUGCCAAGAUCCUGGACAGUCCUAUCUCGUCGUUGCCGCGCAUGUCAUCUGGCCAGUCGCAGCUCUUUGCACUGGCCCGCGCCGUCUUGCGGCUCUGGAGUCUCCGUCAGCCAACUGAUCUGCUUCCUCGUGCCAUGCCCAUCUUGCUUCUCGAGGAGGCUACCUCUUCGCUCGAUUUGAUUGAGGAAGGUGCUGUGCGGAGCAUCGUCCGCGAGGAGUUUGCUGAGCGUGGACAUACAGUGAUCUCCAUCACGCAAAGGGCAUCCGGGUCUGACCGAGGGACGCAAGCUCUAGACUUGCCUCUUGGAUAA
Molecule: messenger RNA, 3135 nt
Organism: Geosmithia morbida
Lineage: Eukaryota; Fungi; Ascomycota; Sordariomycetes; Hypocreales; Bionectriaceae
Product: ABC-type multidrug transport system, ATPase and permease component
Exons: 15
Coding region: 1-3135 (1044 amino acids)
Biological process (GO): transmembrane transport
Cellular component (GO): membrane
Molecular function (GO): ABC-type transporter activity; ATP hydrolysis activity; ATP binding
Source: RefSeq, a predicted model, not a curated record